Messenger RNA from Manis pentadactyla (Chinese pangolin), 1689 nucleotides. It is a transcript of the gene MTURN, whose product is annotated as maturin, neural progenitor differentiation regulator homolog. Gene Ontology annotation, biological process: positive regulation of megakaryocyte differentiation; regulation of signaling. Gene Ontology annotation, cellular component: cytoplasm. Lineage: Eukaryota; Metazoa; Chordata; Mammalia; Pholidota; Manidae. The record is from RefSeq and is a predicted model, not a curated record.
CCUGGCCACCGCCCACCCUUUACACACAGCAUGUAAACAGUCCCCGCCGGGAGGAUCCCGGGACCGGAGGGAGUCCGCGCUGCCCGGCCCCGCCGCCAGCCCCCGAGCCCGCGGAGCCGUGCGCUGCCCGCCCGAGAGGGGGGCGCCCGAGGGGAGAGGAGGGCGGGCGGGUGGCGGAGGAGCGGGAGGCGGGCGGCGCGAGCGGAGGCUGAGGGAGCGGCGGGCGCGGCGGGCCAGGAUGGAUUUCCAGCAGCUGGCUGACGUUGCGGAGAAAUGGUGCUCCAACACGCCCUUCGAGCUCAUCGCCACCGAGGAGACCGAGCGCAGGAUGGAUUUCUACGCCGACCCUGGCGUCUCCUUCUACGUGCUGUGUCCGGACAACGGCUGCGGGGACAAUUUUCACGUGUGGAGUGAGAGUGAGGACUGCCUGCCUUUCUUGCAGCUAGCACAGGAUUACAUCUCCUCCUGCGGCAAGAAGACGCUCCAGGAAGUCUUGGAAAAAGUCUUCAAGUCUUUCAGACCUUUACUGGGGCUUCCAGAUGCCGAUGACGAUGCCUUUGAAGAGUACAGUGCAGACGUGGAAGAGGAGGAGCCGGAGGCGGACCACCCCCAAAUGGGGGUCAGUCAGCAGUAAACUUCCGGGGGCUCCCACCUGAGAGGGAAAGAGUAGCCCGUGGUACCCGAGGUGGGGUCGCGUGCUCCUGGGUUAGCCUUUUGCAUUAGCACUUCAAAACGGGCCAUCUGACUCCCAGCCUCCAAAUUAAAAUGAAGUACCUUUUUAAUGACCAUAAAAUAUCUGGGAUGAGUUUUGCUCAGAAGUGACCUGAAUUUGACUCCCGUUUCAGUGGGUUUCUAUGGUAGUGUCUUGGUAGCCUUUGCCAUUUUGAACUUAGAAUCCAUUUCAUGGCCAACUGUUCUCUCUUGUGUUUAUGUUGAAGAACUAACAUUCACUGACUUGAACGUAGAGAACUCUAAAUGUGCUAAGGAUAUGUUUGGAGUCCUCGACAGGGGACAUUAUUGAGGGAAAGCAUGGCAGAGAAGAAAUGCAGUCUUCACUUUUUAUGUACCUUUUAAGUGUCCGUAAGUGAAAGGGUUUGCUUAAAAAGCAUGAGUUUUAAUAUCUAGUCAUUAAACUGCUCAAGUGCAAACACAAGGGCAGAAAAGGAUAAUCACUUAGCUUUGGAUUAAGAGGGUAAGAGAGACAGGGAAGCCUUUGUUUAAAUGUUCUGCCAUUACUAAAUUACCUGGAUAUAUAGUAACAGGGUCAUGGUUAGGUAUUAACAUUACUUGCAUGUUCAAUUAUUUUAAAACAUGCUAAUUCCAAAGGCACUUUUAAAGUCUAAUAGUGAAAAUAAUAAAUGGGGUGACAUGAAUUAUUGAUUUAUUUAAAAUGUUUAUAAGCUGUCCCACAUAUGAGAUGAAAUAUUUACCUUAUCUCUUUAUAAUGAGAUGGCAACUUGUUAAAUCAUGAAAACAUCCAAAAUCCAAGUGCCGCUUAAACUUUGAAGCCAUAGAUAAAUUUAAUGGGAAAAUAAACCAGGAUAAAAAUUUUUUUUAAUAUGAUGGAAUCCUUUACUUUCUUAAUCUUUUAUUCCUUAAAAAAAAGAAAUCAAGAAAAGUAUCCCACUGUAUAACUUACUAAAAAUCAUAAGUGUUUUAAGGAAUCUAAUUAAAGUGGAUUUCUAAAGC